Molecule: messenger RNA, 1606 nt
Organism: Pelagomonas calceolata
Lineage: Eukaryota; Pelagophyceae; Pelagomonadales; Pelagomonadaceae
Source: the annotation of a GenBank genome assembly
AUGAGGGCUGCCCUACUGCUAGCCCUCGCCGCGGCGGACACCUGCGACCUCCCUUUGUUACCAUCAUUCGCGGCGCGACCGGCGCGCAUCGACAGCGACUGCCCGCGCGUCUACGUCUAUGAUAUUCCGCAACUCUACGACUACGAGAUACCGUGGCCGGAGCUCCACAAGGCGAACGUCACGCAGAUCUUCGGCGCGCCCUGUCAUGACGGCAUAUUAGACGAGUUCGACACGAACCAGUACUCAUUGGCUAUAAUGAUACUGUGGCGGCUGGCCACGUCCGAAAGGUGCGGCGCCGUCGACGACCCGAAAGACGCUGAUUUAUACUUCGUGCCGACGUGGCCGGCAGCCAAAGGUUUGCCGGCCUGGGACCGAGCCUGCGGUCAUCCCGCGAACGCCAAGGUGAAGCACCUCCCCUACCUAAACGAAAGGACGGCGCACCGGCACUUCUUUAUCGUUGGCAAGGGCCACGUCGUGCCCAAGCACGACUGCAAGUACCUGUGUGGAAAUCAAAUUUUAGAUGCUCCACGCCAUCGACGCGACGUCGUCCCCGUAACUGCAUCUGUUCGAUGGCGUGGAGCUUCCACGCCAUCGACACGAGGAUGCCUCCAUUCCUGCGUCUGCUCGACGGUGUUCAGGUUGAUAACCUGACUCACUGCUUGAUUUCCACACAGGCAAGUACUGGUGGCUGCGGCCGGAGGGGUUGCUGGCUCGCGCUUCGCGUUGGGCCUACAGCGACCAGUACGGGCGGUCCCACACGCUGGCGUCGUAUGGUCCGGCCCCCUUUGACGACGCGCGCCUCGCGAAGCAAUUGGUCGGCGACCGCAUCUCCUCAGAUCAAGGUAUCGCGCCGCACUUAUUUAGCGUGCCGUACCCGGCGGCGGUCCACGCCUGGGGCGCUCAUUCUAGACCGUGGGGCGCUCAUUCUAGACCGAUUUUAGCUGCAUACGUCGGCGGUGACCGCAACGGCACGUUCUCGUACCUCCGGCCGAAGAUCGCCGCCCUUUGUGAAGCGUCGGACGCUUGUGAAACUCAUGUGCCGCACGAGGGACAUCGGGUCUGCGGCGUGCGCUGCGUGCCCGGCCUGCGCCGGACGAUGAUGCGCGCGACGUUCUGCCUGCAGCCAGGGGGCGACUCGCCCUACAGAAAGAGCGUCUUCGACGCCGCCCUUGCGGGAUGCAUCCCCGUCGUGUUUUCUCAGCAGCUCGCCCGCGUCGCGCCCUGGCAACGGGGAAACUUCCCCGAGCACUUUGUCGUUCUGAACGGCGCCGCCGUGCAGCGCGGCGAGAUUGAUGUCAUCAAGCAUCUCGCCGGAAUUCCGCAGGCGAAAAUCGCCGAGCUGCGACGGAACCUCGCGGGCGUCGCACCGGCUCUGCAGUACUCGAUCGACGACUCGAUACGAAACGACGCCUUCGAGGCGCUCCUCCGGGGCGCGCUCGCGGUUGCUACCGAGCGCGAGCGCCUCCGGGACCGCCACGCGCGCCAUGAGAGUGUAGUGGUCCUAAAUACGUUGUUGUAACCGACACCGCGAAGACAACGCCCGGGCCCGCCUACUAGUAGACAACUUCAAGUUGAACGCCUAAGAUUAACACAUUGUUACUCCGGC